Messenger RNA from Phytophthora sojae, 2872 nucleotides. RefSeq lists its product as hypothetical. NCBI's taxonomy places the organism in Eukaryota, Oomycota, Peronosporomycetes, Peronosporales, Peronosporaceae. Gene Ontology annotation, molecular function: sphingomyelin phosphodiesterase activity. The coding region runs from base 1 to 2655 and encodes 884 amino acids. The record is from RefSeq and is a predicted model, not a curated record. Gene Ontology annotation, cellular component: extracellular region. The transcript has 2 exons.
AUGCCGAACGUCCAGGACGCCGAGGAGCUGCCGCUGCUCCAGAGCAAGUCGCGGCGGGCGGCAGUGCCCAAGAGCGACAUGACUGACAUGGAUGAAUACAUUUGCUACGGCGACCGCGUUGCCUUCCUGUGCGAGGGGCAGCUCCUCGCCUUAACCCACAAGUUCAACCUAACCUACCAGCAAAUGGCGCUGCUCGCGGCUUCCACGCUGGCAACUGGCGGACUCAUGGGCCUCGCGGGCUUCUUCGUGUGGCGCAAGGGGCUUUUCCGCAAGCGAUACGCCGCUCUCUUCGGCGACGACAUUUACAACGAGGACGACCUCGUGUCCUCCUCCUCGCAGGAGCAAACCAAUGUGACAUACGACGUGCCGCUGUUAGGGGCGGAGCGCAGCAAAAGGCGGGGGUCUACCUUAACCUCCAGUCGCAUCACUACCACGAGUGGCGUGGCGGGGGAACCGGAUGCCCCCGUGGGGGGAUCCAAAGCCCCCCACGGCUCAGUCGCCUUCAGACUCUUCGAGUUUGACCCCAAAAAGCAGCAACUGGUGUUCGCCAGCGUCGGGCUGCCCGUGAAGUUCGGCACGCCGCUCGUGGUGGUGCACGCGGAGACUGGGAGGGCCAUCAGGUACCUGAGCCACCGAGGGGCCGUGACGAUCAGUAAACCGCCGGUGAACUUGGCCUUCCACCGCCAGGUGCGUGCCAGUCUUUUCGCUAUGGAGGAGUCGGCGGCGCACCUCAACCACAUCAAGAGAACGAGACCCCAGUCGGCGCUCGUGGCGUCCAGCAACACUAGCAACGUUAACACUGGUGAGCUGAGGGCGACGGUGGCGGACCCGACGAUGGCGGAGACGCAGGAAGAGGAGACGCCCGAGUCGGAUUUUAUUGUGGAGUUGGCAGACCAGAGUCAGGGGCAGCAGAGUCAGAGGCAGCUGCAGGUGCUCACCAGAUAUCCGAGGGGCAGGAAGCUGCAGAACUUGACGGCCAACAAGCACCGACCGCGCAGUCGCAAGCAGCAGCAGUCGGCGCGCUCCAUGCAGUACGGCGCGCAGCGACGCAGCUUGGACAUGACCAGCUCGACCGCCGCGGCCUUCCGCGCGGCGAUCGAGGACCCGCGAUCUCGUCAGCCGGCACUUUCUUACGGCGACGACCCGACUGGAACGACGGUCGUCAGCCUCAACGAUGGACCGAGUGCGUCGUCGGGUCGUGGCCGCCGCAGGGCGUCGAGCUCGUCGGCUUCGGCCAUUGCAGGCUCGGGGCCGAAUGCGUUCUACCGAUCCAUCUCCGAGUCGUACAUGAACAUGGUCUCCGACAUCUCGGAUACGCUACAGCAGCAGCGCGACCGACAACGGGACCGCCAGGAGCUGAGGCGUCGACAGAAAGCGCUCAUGAAGGACCUGCCCAACAUGUCAUUCAACAACCCGUUGGGCAAAUACUACGUGGGGACAGUUGAGCCCGUUCGACACCAGAUUACCGGCAGCAACUACCGUCUACCUGUGGCUCCAAGCGACGAGUUUCUGCGCUGGGGACAGCCGAUGUCGCUUGUGGCUAAGUUCAACGGCCGAGCUUGCGGUAUCCGACCGCGCGAGUAUUACAAGGACAGUGAUUUGUACCUGACGACGGAGGCGACACCAACGACCAUCGUGCCGCUGCGUGAAGACGGCGACCUCAAGUGCAUGGCCAAGGAGUCGACGCGAUACCUGGCGCACCUGGAGAAGCGUCAGGUAACUUUGAGUGUCGGAACGUAUAACGUGUGGAUGCUGCCGCGUAAGGUGAGCGCGUUUACGAGUGUGUCGCCCAAGAAGAAUACGCGCGCGAGGCUGAUCGGCGACUUGCUGCCUCCGUGUGACAUCUGGAUCCUGACGGAGUGCUUCGACUACCGCGCGCGCGAUAUUUUGCUGGACAAGAUGUCGGAGGCGGGCUACUUCUUUUUCUCGCCGACGGUGGGCCACAAGCGGAUGAACAAGUCCAACAUGCGCAAGCUGCUGAACGGAGGCGUGCUGCUAGCCAGUAAGUACCCGAUUCUGAGUGUCCGGGUGAAGCUUUUCGAAGGCGCAUGCGCUGGUGCCGACAAGUUGGCGGACAAGGGCGUGCUGUACUGCAAGAUACUGAAGGACGGUCUGCUGGUGCACGUGUUCUCAACGCACUUGCAAGCCUGGAACGACCCGCUGUCGCGGACCAUGCGCAAACUGCAGAUGGAUAUGGUCGCGAACUUCAUGCGCGCUAUGGAUAUCGACGAGGCGAACGAUGUGGUGCUGUUUGUUGGCGACCUGAACGUCAACUACUGGCUGAACAAGACCAACAAGGAGUACGACGAGAUGCUGGACAUCUUUGAAGCCAAGGACCCUUCAGUCGUGCAGCCUCGGAAACUCGGCAACGCGUCCGACUCUGAUAAGAAGGAGUCGGCGGCGGAGUACAAGCACCUGCGCAAGUACAGCUUUGACCCGCGUGUGAACGCCCUGGCUGCUGACGGCCUGAGCAGCGAUGGCAGUCUGGAGUUGCUGGACUACAUCUUGUACUCGCGCACCCAUCGUCAGCCCAAGUCCGCUACGAGCUGGGUGCUGCCGCUGACCACGAGGUCGCCGUGGAUGUGGCGCAGCCAGCCGCACUACAACCUGUCGGACCACUUCCCCGUUGUGAGCGAGUUCACUUUCGAGAUGUAGCUGAGGGGAGUUAGCUGGGUGCUGGUGGAUGGAUGUUCUCAUCGUGAGAGCAUCCAUUCGCAACGAAAACAAAAUCCUGAAGCGUCGAGUGUGAAGGAAGCCUCGAAAUCAUCGCCAAGGACGUGAGUGCAAGUUGCUUGUCGUGUAUUUUUGCUAUUUUAUCUCAAGUAGAUUAUCGAAUACAUGGGGAAAUCAAUGAAAUCGUUUAACAAUUUUC